Plectropomus leopardus (leopard coralgrouper) is the source of this 3182-nucleotide messenger RNA. Its product is annotated as ceramide synthase 2-like. Gene Ontology annotation, cellular component: membrane. NCBI's taxonomy places the organism in Eukaryota, Metazoa, Chordata, Actinopteri, Perciformes, Serranidae. The record is from RefSeq and is a predicted model, not a curated record. Gene Ontology annotation, molecular function: sphingosine N-acyltransferase activity; DNA binding; DNA-binding transcription factor activity, RNA polymerase II-specific. Gene Ontology annotation, biological process: regulation of DNA-templated transcription; ceramide biosynthetic process.
GCGCGUGCCUCUCCCCGCCCUCAGCAGGAGCAGGUUGCGUCAAACACGCUCCUCCUCACCCAUUUGCUGCUGUGCGCUUCCAUCUCCAUCACCGGAGCCCAAACAGGAUGGAGGCGCUGCUAAAUGAGUGGCUGUGGCAGGAGGAGUACUGGCUUCCCCCUGGCAUGCACUGGAAGGACAUCGAGGUAACGGAGAACGAGGGCCACUAUCCUCUACCCAGGGAUCUCAUCUACACCUUGCCACUGGCCUUCGCCUUUAUAGCCCUCAGAUAUGUCUUUGAGAGGCUCAUUGGUGUCCCAUUAAGCAAACAUUUAGGUGUGAAGGACCGGAUUCGGAUCCGAGCCGCCUCCAUCCCAAAGCUGGAGAUCUUCUACAAACAGAACAGUCGGCAACCAUCGCAAAGUGAGGUGGUGAGCUUGGUGAAGCAGUGUGGACUCUCCCAGAGAAAGAUCCAGACCUGGUUCAGACACAGAAGGAACCAGGACCGACCCAGCAACACCAAAAAAUGCUGUGAGGCCUCCUGGCGUUUUGUCUUCUACCUCGUAUCAUUCACUGCAGGGCUCGCCUCUUUAAUUAAUACUCCGUGGUUCUGGGAUCACAGAGAGUGUUGGAGGGGUUUUCCCAAACAGCCCGUGGCCGAGGCUCAUUACUGGUAUUACAUCUUGGAAAUGGGCUUCUAUUUGUCGCUGCUUCUGUGCGUCUCUGUGGACGUCAAGCGGAAAGACUUCAAGGAGCAAGUUAUUCAUCACAUCGCCACCAUAUUCCUCAUCGGUUUCUCCUACUGUGCCAACUAUGUGAGGGUUGGCACACUGGUGAUGCUAGUGCACGACUCUUCUGACUUCCUUCUCGAGUCUGCCAAGAUGUUUCACUACGCUGGCUGGACGAGGACGUGCGACUCGCUGUUUGUUGUCUUCUCUUUGGUCUUCCUGGUGACGAGGCUGGUGGUGUUUCCUGGCAGAAUUGUCCACACAACCUUGGUGGUGUCUCUAGAAUUCUUCCAGCCCUUCUUUGGUUAUUAUUUCUUCAACAGCCUUCUGUUAGUGCUGCAAGCCCUGCACAUCUUCUGGGCUUAUCUCAUCCUGCGCAUGGUCUACAAGUUUGUCUUCAUGGGCAAGGUGGAGCGUGAUGAACGUAGUGAUGAGGAAAGUGAGGUGGACGAUGAAGAGGAGGAGCCCGAAGAGGAAGGAGACGAGUGCAGCUGGGAGCAAAGAAAAGGCGCCAUCAACUCCAAACUGGCAUCACUGGCAAACAACUGUGUCCUGAAUAACCUGACCAACCAGAGGAAUAUUAACAGCCGACUGCCCAAAGCCAGAUAAUGGAGCAGCCUCCUCAAGCGUCGACCGAUCCUUAACGGAAAAAUAAGUUAUUUCCCCCCCACCGCCUAUUUGGAGAUUAACUCAUUCCUGGCAUAUACAUACAUACUUGUUGUCCAUCCAGCACGGUCCACUGAUGAUUUCAGAUCAGGCUAGGUCUGCAUCCUGCUUUUCUUCACAAAAAAAGGGCGAAGAAGCACAGAUGAUUGUAAAUCUUUACACUCUGUGAGAUUCAGAAGAAAUGCCAUUGUUGCUGUCACCCACACUACGGCAUACUGUAAAGAUAUAUUUGGCAAAACAUGGAGACUUCCUUUACAAAAAAUCAUUCAUGUUAUUUUUGCAAAUUUUGUAUUUAUGCUGUUUUCUUUUUGUUGUAAUAUAAUAACUUUUUGUAAAUAUAUGAGGAUACAAGUACCUGAACUGUUCCAUAAUGCAUUUAUCUUUUCUUUGCUCCAUUUUUUUUACACAAAAUCUAACUGUUUUAAUCCAACAUUUGGUAAAAUAUGUUUUAAAACGGAGCAAGCUAAAGCUAGAAUUUAAUUCACUCCCACAUAUACACACUUUGGAUGAUUGUACAUAGGCUAUUAAGGACAUUGAUUGUAGUAAAUCUGUUGAUAAACCACUUUAUACAUCUAUUUUGUAUUAAUCAUUUACUCAGCAGGUCAUUUUUAUGUUUUUGCAAUCAUGUGGCAGAUUCUUAAAGGCUCCUGCAGAAAUCCCUUAGUGAUGAUAAAAUUAUAUUUUUCUGCGAUAUUAUUUGAUUUUGUCCAUUAGGUCACUUCUUAGAAGAGACAUGGUGCCCCCUGGUGCACAAAGAAGAACACGUCCCUGUAGAAGAAAGCUCUCCCCAUGUCUGCUAAAACAAUGCCUUUACAAAAACUGUACUGCUUUUAGAAAAAUUGAUUUAAACUGUAUAUGUGUGUGAGUGUGUGUGCGUUUUGUUUCUUUUUCUACUUUUAAUAUCAUUGUGACAGGCAGCAUGGUUUCUCAAUGAGUUUUUUGUUAAGGUUUGCUCUACUGGACUUUAGUUUUGUGCCUUGACUGCUGUUUUUACACUGUUCUGUGACAAACACUUGAUAUUACGCUGUGUGAGAGUAGGAAUACCUUCACUGGACAGCUUUUACUUCAACUGGUUUUAAUGUUUUGCUUGAAAUGUUGGUGAGGCUGGUAGUGAAUAGGUAAGCCAUGAAAAGUACAUGCACACAGAUGGGCAUUACUGAAAUGUGAGAUAUUUUAGAUAGCAGAGUUGUCAACAAAGGUCAAAAUGCUUUAUGGCUCACAUGAAAUGUAAAGAUUUGACUUGAAUGAUUUUUUAUAAAAGUUAAUGGCAUAUUUUAUAUGAUGAGACUGGGCUCUUCUACUUUAUUAGGAACCAGAGGUCAUUUGGAUUUUACAUCUGUUUAAACAGUAAACAACACGUCUGUAAACUCUUUCCAGGCUCGGCUCCAGAUGGGUCAUUAUGAUUGACAACAGUGCUGCACAGAGAUAUUGUUCAUUAACUUGAGUACACUCAUACACUGCAGGUCGUUCACCACUAAAAACAGCUGUUGCAUUUUCACAGGUAGUAAGGACUACUCAUAAAUUAUUGGUUCCAGGGACUUAAUAGCACUGCGGCCCACAACAUAAGGUGGGAUUUUAAGUGAUCACGUUGUAGAGCACUAAAAGGGCUGAUCCACUGAAUAUCACACUCAUGAUUCCCACUAGAAUAUUCUUCUUUUUUUUUAAAAAAAAAAAAAGAAAGAAAACCAGGAGAAACGUCAAGUUUCCAUGAAAGCAACACUUGACUGUUCCUUUAUGAAUGCACAUGGAUACUUUGUUGAUUGUGUGGCCAGUUGGAAAGUUUUAAUAAAUAACUUCUACUAAAUUAAA